Molecule: messenger RNA, 540 nt
Organism: Impatiens glandulifera
Lineage: Eukaryota; Viridiplantae; Streptophyta; Magnoliopsida; Ericales; Balsaminaceae
Product: auxin-responsive protein SAUR71-like
Exons: 1
Coding region: 1-540 (179 amino acids)
Biological process (GO): response to auxin
Source: RefSeq, a predicted model, not a curated record
AUGGAUAUUCCCAAGGCGAAGAAUACCAAGAAGAACGUGUUCUUGAAAACAUGGGAGAAAUGUCGGUCAAUGAGUAGUACCAGCCGAGCUGACAAAUACCAACAACCAAACGAGGCUUUAACGAAGAGCAAGUCAUGUGCGCAGUCGGGAUCACAAGUGGCGCCCGGAGGAUGUUUCUCGGUCUAUGUAGGACCGGAGAAGAAGAGGUUCGUGAUCAAGGCUAAGUACGCGAACCACCCUCUGUUCAUGAUGCUUCUUGAAGACUCGGAAAUGGAAUAUGGCUAUAGUAGCCAAGGACCCAUAUUGCUUCCUUGUGAAGUUGACCUUUUGUAUAAGGUACUAGCCGAGAUCGAUAAUCAAGUUCAUGAUAACCAUCUCAAGUCUCGUGACAAGAUCAUGAACCACUCCGGUUAUGGCUACGCCGCCUCUUGCAGCCCUUUUAACCCUUCUCGCCGCCGCAUACGUCAUGAAGGGGACAUGGCAUCUGGUGGGUAUGGCUCUUAUGGGUUGCUCUCUUCUCCGAUGCUCAAGUUGAAUUAA